Verticillium dahliae VdLs.17 is the source of this 588-nucleotide messenger RNA. RefSeq lists its product as uncharacterized. The record is from RefSeq and is a predicted model, not a curated record. The transcript has a single exon. Bases 1 to 588 code for a protein of 195 amino acids. NCBI's taxonomy places the organism in Eukaryota, Fungi, Ascomycota, Sordariomycetes, Glomerellales, Plectosphaerellaceae.
AUGUCCAUGCUCAAACCAGCCUCUCUUCGUUCUCGCCUCCUCUUCGGCCAUGUUCCCUCUUCUACCUUGACAGAUAAUGUGCAUCGUGGUCGGCGCCUCGAGGCACCAAGGCACCAGCUGACGAGCCGAUGCCUUGCACUGGCCAAGAAGCCGGCCAGUCACGUCGAGGGCGCAACGUCAAGGACGUCAGUGAAGCCCGUGACAGCGAAUGACAGCGCCAGGCGGCCGCACGCUGUCCCCGCGCCGUCUGCACUAGCACCCCUGCCGAUCUGUCGGUCAACCCGUCCCCAGCCGUCCGAGCAGCAGGCAUGGCAGCAGGUUGAGCUCAAGGUUAAGCUCGAAUUCAAGCUCAAGCUCAAGCUCAAGCUCAAGCUCCCAAACGCAAGCGUCGAUCAGCGAGGCGCUCGACUUUGCAGGCCUCCGUUCGCCGAGGUCACCUGGCAACGAAGACGAGACUGGCCAGCCUUGACGCACAAGAUUGUAGACAGCGAUCCUACCUCUACCUGUUCGGUGCCGCCGCCGACGACUGCCGCCGUCCCGCUCUCCCCCAAGGCUGCCAGAAAUCUCGUUUCCCGCUUCUUGUCGUAA